AAAUCUUUAUCGGCCCCAGUGCAAUCUAUCUAUGUUUGCAGGGCCAAGCAGGCAGCUACCCUUUACACUUGACAAAGAGUCUCAUGAGACUCGAAACAUGUUGUGUUAAACAAUAAACACUGAAGCUUGAGCAGUUAAUCUUGCAGUUUGGGUCGAUCUUUGUGAACUUUAUAUUUGUGGAUAUAUUCAGUAGCACACACGGCUGAGGUGUAUCACAAGGUUUCGACUAAAGGUGGCCAUACAUGGGCAAACUUUUAUCGUUCUGCGAUGAACGACCGUAUCGUUAAACGAUCGUCGGACGAUCGUUUUACCAUGAGAUAUGCCAUCCACGGAGAACGAUUAUAUGAACAGAUAUAAUCGUAUCGUUUGACAAAAGAAAACAACGAUUAUACAUCAACGUACGAUGCGAUAUAAACUUGUGGUGGAAGCAGGAUGUACAGCAUACAGGAAGUGAUGUAAAACAUUAGUCAUCGGUGGAUGUUCGUUUGCCGAAAGUUCCUUCGUGUACGGACGAACGUUGAUCAACAAACGAUCUGUGGAAUGGCUUCAUUUAUGGAUUCAAAGCAAAGAGCUGCACUUGCUAUAGUUUUAUUAACAUCAGUACAAAAGAAAAAAAAAAAGAGAUCAUUGUGGAGCAAACGAUGGCUUAUGAAGCGUGAGCAGUAUUCACACAUGGGUCUAUUGAAAGAGCUGAGAGAAAGAAACCCUGAUGAUUUCAAAAACUACCUACGGAUGUCAGACAGCAGUUUUAACACUCUUCUACAAGCAGUAGCACCACGGAUUUCUAAACAAGACACAUGCAUGAGGCAAACUAUACCUGCAAAGCAGAGAUUAAUUGCAACACUACGAUAUCUUGCAACAGGAAGGUCAUUUGAAGAUUUAAAAUUCUCAGCGGGAAUUUCUGCACAGGCUUUGGGGCGUAUCAUUCCAGAAACCUGCAAUGCCAUAGUGGAAGCACUGAAUGCAGAAUAUUUAAAGUUCCCCUCAACUGAAGUGGAGUGGAAAACAGUAGCUAAACAAUUUGAAGAUUACUGGAAUUUUCCAAACUGUCUUGGAGCAAUUGAUGGAAAGCAUGUGAGGAUCCAGCCUCCCUCCAGUUCUGGCUCCUAUUAUUUUAACUACAAGGGGUAUUUCAGCAUUGUGCUUUUGGCAAUAGUUAAUGCCAAAUAUGAAUGUUUAAUGGUUGAUGUGGGGAAAAAUGGAAGAGUGUCAGAUGGUGGAGCCAUGGAACAAACCUUUUUUUAUCAGCAGCAGCUCAAAAAUGACCAAUUACACCUACCAUCAAAUUCUGAUUCAAGAGAAGGGAUGAAUUAUGUUUUUGUUGCAGAUGAAGCUUUUGCAUUACAUAAACAUGUUUUAAAGCCUUUCCCACAAAAAAAUUUGUCACGUGAAAGAAGAAUUUACAAUUAUCGACUAGAGCUAGAAGGGUUGUAGAAAAUGCUUUUGGCAUACUAGCUAAUCGAUUUCGCAUUUUCCAUUCCGCCAUAAAUCUAUCCCCAAUAAAAAUUGAUAGUGUUGUUUUGGCCUGCUGUGUGCUACAUAACUUUCUACGCCGCACAAGCAGUGCUUCCUACAUGCCAGGAAAUAUGGUGGACAGAGAGGACAUCGAUCAACAAACUGUUAUAUCAGCCGAGUGGCGAAGUGAGCCAAAUGGACUUUUGGAACUGCAAGCUGCUACAUCACGAAAUGCUACUAUUGAGGCCAAAUUAAGCAGAGAGAAAUAUGUUGAUUUCUUCAAUGACACUGGCGCAGUAGAUUGGCAAUCAGCUAUGGUUUAAAAAUGCAAUCAGCUAUGGUUUUAAAAUGCUAUCAGCUAUGGUUUUCUGCUUCAGCAGUUAAUGUGUACCUAAAUUGUGUCAGCAUUCAUUUUAAAAUAAAGUAAACAUAAUCUUUAA
Xenopus laevis (African clawed frog) is the source of this 1895-nucleotide messenger RNA. RefSeq lists its product as uncharacterized. The coding region runs from base 478 to 1434 and encodes 318 amino acids. The transcript has 2 exons. The record is from RefSeq and is a predicted model, not a curated record. NCBI's taxonomy places the organism in Eukaryota, Metazoa, Chordata, Amphibia, Anura, Pipidae.